This is a messenger RNA of Falco peregrinus (peregrine falcon), 1898 nucleotides long. It is a transcript of the gene DRC10, whose product is annotated as IQ motif containing D. Bases 273 to 1547 code for a protein of 424 amino acids. Gene Ontology annotation, molecular function: protein binding. The record is from RefSeq and is a predicted model, not a curated record. The transcript has 5 exons. Lineage: Eukaryota; Metazoa; Chordata; Aves; Falconiformes; Falconidae.
CCGCGGCGGUAGCGAGCGGGGCCGGACUGGGACCAGAACGGGACCGGGACCGCCUGCCCUGCACGGACUGGGGCAGCCUGGGACCGACGUCCCCUGGGAGCCGAUCCCUGAGAUACCCUUGGCCGCCGAGAGAUAAAAUCCAAGAAAGAAGAAUACAUGACAGUAGCAGCAGAGGGACCUUGAAGUUCCUUGAUUGAAUCUCACCUUGUAUAAGAGCUGUGUCCUUUCUAGACCUAAAAAACCACUCAACUCACAAGUGUUUAACUGAAGCCAUGGCAACAGGGGAUCCAGCUGUAUUCCAAGAAUCAUCUCAGGACGUGAAGCAAAGAAACAAACCCUUGAUGAAGGGCAUGGCAACUCAGGAGAAGGCAAUGAUCACAUUAGAUGCCAUGAAGAUGUUAGCUCCACAUCAGUUAAAACCUGAUAAUGUUGAGACAGAAAGAAUCAUAGCUGUCUUGGAUGAGACAAUUGCCAAGCUGGAGAUGAGCAGUUUGAUACCACAUAUUAUUAACUCUCUGGAUAGGUUUGCUGAUAUGCUGGGACCUGAGAUCACAAACAGCCUGACUGAGCACCAAAAGCUUUCAAAUGAAAUGGAGCAUCUGCUUGUCAGGUCUGAAGAAGAGGACACCAUGACAGCUGAGGAGCAACGGGGCUGUCUCUGCUUGCUAGAGCAACAUCUGAAAUGUUCUGUUAGAAACGUACUGAGACUCUUACUGGCCAACCCUUCAGUUUGCCACAUUCUGAAAUAUGAAGCCUGGGCAAGAAAGUCGCCAGCUGAAGUGUUCAUCAAAGCUUUUGGGGACUUCAGGAAUUUCAUGCUCGAGAGACUCCUGACUAGUCCUGUGGAAGAGGAAAGAAAGAUUCAGAUCAAGGAGGACAUUUUCCUCCAGAUUAAGAAAAACACUGAAGCAAUCACAGCUUUACAAGCAGAACUGGCAGCAGCAAUCCGGACUCAAGAGGAGGAGAUUCACAGGAGGGACAAUGUGAUCAAAGACCUCAAAACCAGCAUGCAAGAUCUGUCCAAAGACUGCGAGGCUGGCAUCCAGCAGAUCAAGCAGCAAGGAGAACAACAGCAAAAAGAGGAGCUGCAAGCCUCCCAGGCCAAAUGUACCAGGCUACAGCAGGACAUUCAGCGGCUACGAACACAACUCAGUGCACUUGUACUGGAGCAUCGAGCAUCAGAGCUGGCUCUCAGAAAGAGGAAGUGCAGACUGGAGAAGGAAAUUGUGAACUGGAUCGAGAAAUACGACACAGACAUGGGAGAAAAACAGGCUGAGUAUGAGGAGGUUCAUGCUGCCUAUGCCAAGGAGAAGGUCCAACUAUCCCUGCUGAAAGAGAAACACGCGGUCCUUCUCCAGGAGUAUUCCCAGAUUGAGGAAGAGCGCAGGAUACGUCAGGAGAAGGAGGAGCAGGCUUUGAAAGAGUUGACCACCAUGACCCUUGCUGCCACCCGCAUCCAGGCCUUCUGGAGAGGCUACUUGGUCCGGUCCCUCUUCAAGUCAAAAAGGAAGAAGAAGAAGGGCAAGGGCAAGAAGACCAAGAAAUAAAGCACAAAAUCUAUUAUCUGUCCUCCUGGCAAAGCUUCUGACUCUGCUCGGCCUGAGCUGUUCUAGAUAAAAGCAUUAGGUUGGAGUGAUCGUUUGCAUUCAGGCCUCUAGGGCUGGGGCUGCCUCUCACAGUUGGAGUAUAUUAGAGCUGCGGUUCCAAUAUACUCCAUUUUAGGUCUCCUCAAUGCAAGGAGACUCUGCAAGGAGUCUCCCGGUGAAGGGACUGAGCCAGGAGCACAGGUUCCUGUCUUGUGGCCUUGGUUGUAGUCUCCUUGUUUAUAUUUCGCUUGUGUGUCAGGGCCUCAUUCUGUUCUUACUGAAGGUGGCAAUAAAAUCAUUCCAGGGUCAAGA